Brassica oleracea var. oleracea is the source of this 3973-nucleotide messenger RNA. RefSeq names its product phospholipid-transporting ATPase 6. Gene Ontology annotation, molecular function: magnesium ion binding; ATP binding; ATPase-coupled intramembrane lipid carrier activity. Lineage: Eukaryota; Viridiplantae; Streptophyta; Magnoliopsida; Brassicales; Brassicaceae. Bases 209 to 3937 code for a protein of 1242 amino acids. The record is from RefSeq and is a predicted model, not a curated record. The transcript is spliced from 11 exons. Gene Ontology annotation, biological process: phospholipid translocation. Gene Ontology annotation, cellular component: plasma membrane.
AGCCAAUCUCCUUCUCCCUCCCAACUUUUCAAUCUCUCUCUCUCUCGUAGCGUUUUCGUUCUCGUUCCUCUUCUCGCAUCGAGGAUCGGCGAUUCUCUUACACCGUGAACACGCGUACCUUCGCGUUGAUCAUGAACGAGCCUCCCCGAUUUAAGUAUCUAGGGUUACAUUGAGGAGGUUCAAAUCUUAUUUUUGAAAUUGAAUUCAAAUGGCUCGUCGUAGUAGAAUCAGAUCAAGGAUCAAGAAAAGCCAUUUCUACACCUUCAGAUGCCUCAGGCCCAAAACACUCGACGAUCAAGGCCCCCACGUCAUCAACGGACCAGGCUACACCCGCAUCGUCCACUGCAACCAGCCCCAACUCCACUUAGCCACUAAGCUCCUUAGGUACAGAUCCAACUACGUGUCCACCACUAGGUACAACAUGCUCACCUUCCUCCCCAAAUGCCUCUACGAGCAGUUCCACCGCGUCGCCAACUUCUACUUCCUCGUCGCUGCGAUCCUCUCCGUCUUCCCUCUCUCGCCUUUCAACAAGUGGAGCAUGAUCGCUCCACUUGUUUUCGUUGUUGGGCUUAGUAUGGGUAAAGAGGCCUUGGAGGAUUGGCGGAGGUUUAUGCAGGACGUGGCGGUUAACUCCAGGAAGGCUUGUGUUCACAAAGGGAGUGGGGAGUUUGGUCGUAGGAUGUGGAAGAAGCUCCGUGUUGGGGAUGUGGUGAGAGUUGAUAAAGAUGAGUUUUUCCCUGCUGAUUUGCUCUUGUUGUCGAGCAGCUACGAGGAUGGGAUUUGUUAUGUGGAGACGAUGAACUUAGAUGGAGAGACUAACUUGAAAGUUAAGAGGUGUUUGGAUGCUACUUUGGCGUUGGAAAAGGAUGAGUCUUUUCAGAGUUUCUCUGGGAUUAUCAAAUGCGAAGAUCCGAAUCCGAACUUGUAUACGUUCGUUGGGAACCUUGAGUGUGAUGGCCAGGUUUAUCCACUUGAUCCUAACCAGAUUCUAUUGAGAGAUUCUAAGCUGAGGAACACCACUUAUAUCUAUGGUGUUGUGGUUUUCACCGGUCAUGACACGAAAGUCAUGCAGAAUUCGACAAAGUCUCCUUCAAAGAGAAGCAGCAUUGAGAAGAGGAUGGACUAUAUUAUAUACACUCUCUUUGCGCUUCUUUUGUUUGUCUCCUUCAUCAGCUCUCUGGGGUUUGCUGUGAUGACAAAAGUUCAAAUGGGAAACUGGUGGUACUUGCGACCAGACAGGCCUGAGAGCUUGACGAAUCCAACGAAUCCUCUGUACGCUUGGGUAGUCCAUUUGAUCACUGCUCUCUUGCUUUACGGCUACUUGAUUCCCAUCUCGUUGUAUGUUUCCAUAGAGUUAGUGAAAGUCUUGCAAGCAUCUUUCAUUAAUCAAGACUUGCAGUUGUAUGAUAGCGAGAGCGGGACUCCAGCUCAGGCACGCACAUCGAAUUUGAACGAAGAGCUGGGACAAGUUGAUACGAUUCUUUCUGAUAAAACGGGAACUUUGACGUGUAACCAGAUGGACUUCCUGAAAUGCUCAAUCGCGGGUACUUCUUAUGGUGUCCGUGCCAGUGAAGUGGAACUAGCUGCUGCAAAGCAGAUGGCCAUGGAUCUCGAGGAGCAAGGUGAUGAGAUUACAAACGUUCCAAUGACUAAAGUCAGGACACAACGCUACACCAAACUUGCCAGCAGGACGUCCUCAGAUUUUGAGUUGGAGACUGUAAUCACAGCUAGUGACGAAAAGGAUCGGAAGCCGACCACUGGCAUUAAGGGGUUUAGUUUUGAGGAUAGCCGUCUAAUGGAUGACAACUGGGUAAAUGAGCCGAAUCCUGAUGACAUUUUGAUGUUUUUCCGUAUACUAGCGGUUUGUCAUACUGCUAUCCCUGAGGUGGAUGAAGAUACUGGAAAGUGCACUUAUGAAGCCGAGUCUCCUGAUGAAGUUGCUUUCCUUGUUGCUUCUAGGGAGUUUGGUUUUGAGUUUACUAAGAGAACUCAAACAAGUGUUUUUAUUGCUGAACGGUUUUCACCUUCAGGCCAACCAGUUGAUAGAGAAUACAAAGUGUUAAAUCUUCUUGACUUCACUAGCAAAAGAAAAAGAAUGUCUGCCAUUAUCCGGGAUGAGGAAGGGCAGAUUCUUCUACUCUGUAAAGGCGCUGACAGCAUCAUAUUUGAACGGUUAUCAAAGAAAGGAAAAGAUUAUCUAGGAGCUACUACCAAGCACUUGAAUGAAUACGGUGAAGCUGGUUUACGUACAUUGGCACUUGGUUAUAGAAAGCUGGAUGAAGCAGAGUAUUCGGAAUGGAACAGUGAAUUUCACAAAGCCAAAACAUCUGUUGGAGCUGAUAGAGAUGAAUUGCUUGAGAAGGUAUCAGAUAUGAUGGAGAAGGAAUUGAUCCUUGUUGGAGCUACUGCUGUGGAGGACAAACUGCAAAAAGGGGUUCCUCAAUGCAUAGAUAACCUUGCUCAAGCUGGUCUCAAGAUAUGGGUUUUGACAGGAGAUAAGAUGGAGACAGCUAUAAACAUAGGAUACGCCUGCAGUUUACUUAGACAGGGUAUGAAGCAGAUAUCCAUUUCAUUUGCUAAUGUAGAGGAAUCAGCUCAAAACUCCGAAGCUGCUGCAAAGGAGAGCAUUUUGAUGCAGAUAACAAAUGCGUCACAGAUGAUCAAAAUAGAAAAAGAUCCACAUGCAGCGUUUGCUUUGAUCAUUGAUGGGAAGACACUUACAUAUGCUUUGAAGGAUGAUGUCAAGUACCAGUUUCUCGCACUUGCAGUUGUCUGUGCAUCAGUAAUCUGCUGUCGUGUCUCUCCUAAACAGAAAGCACUUAUAACAAGGCUAGCUAAAGAAGGUACAGGGAAGACAACUUUAGCAAUCGGCGAUGGUGCAAAUGAUGUUGGAAUGAUUCAAGAAGCUGAUAUUGGUGUUGGCAUCAGCGGCGUUGAAGGCAUGCAGGCUGUAAUGGCAAGUGACUUCUCCAUAGCCCAGUUUCGCUUUCUGGAGAGACUACUUGUUGUCCACGGACAUUGGUGCUACAAAAGAAUAGCCCAAAUGAUCUGUUACUUCUUCUACAAGAACAUAGCGUUUGGCUUAACUCUCUUCUACUUCGAAGCCUUCACUGGGUUUUCUGGUCAAUCAAUAUUCAACGACUCCUACUUAUUACUCUUCAACGUUGUUCUCACUUCUCUCCCCGUCAUUUCUCUCGGAGUUUUCGAACAAGAUGUCCCCUCUGAUGUCUGCUUAGAGUUCCCUGCAUUAUAUCAACAAGGCCCCAAGAACCUAUUCUUCGACUGGUACAGGAUCCUCGGAUGGAUGGGGAAUGGAGUUUACGCAUCCAUAGUCAUCUUCACACUCAACCUCGGAAUCUUCCAUGUCCAAUCAUUCCGCUCUGAUGGCCAAACCGCAGACAUGAACGCCAUGGGAACCGCCAUGUUCACUUGCAUCAUUUGGGCAGUAAACGUUCAAAUCGCUCUCACCAUGAGCCACUUCACUUGGAUCCAACACGUAAUGAUUUGGGGAAGCAUAGGAGCUUGGUACAUCUUCCUCGCCCUUUACGGUAUGCUACCACCAAAACUCUCUGGUAACAUCUUUCACAUGCUCAUCGAAGUUCUAGCGCCUGCACCGAUCUUCUGGCUUACCGCACUCCUGGUGAUAGCCGCUACAACACUCCCUUACUUGUUUCACAUCUCGUACCAAAGAUCGGUGAACCCUCUCGACCAUCACAUUAUACAAGAGAUCAAGCAUUUCAGGAUUGAUUUAGAGGAUGAGAGAAUGUGGAAACGAGAGAAGUCCAAGGCUAGAGAGAAGACAAAGAUUGGUUUCACGGCUAGAGUUGAUGCUAAGAUCAGACAGCUACGAGUGAAGCUUCAGAGGAAACAUUCGGUGUUGAGUGUCAUGAGUGGGACUUCUUCUAAUGAUACAACUUCAAACUCACAACAGACUUAAUUUAAGAUCAAGUAAAUUUUGUUUUAACUGCACUGU